AUGGCAAGAAGACCAGUACCUGAAUACGGUGAAGACUUCAGCUUUGUCAGUCCCGUGGUCAAAUAUAUGCUCUUUAUCUUUAACAUGAUCUUCUGGAUGAUGUCAGUGGUCAUGAUUUCAAUUGGAGUUUAUGCCAGAGUAAUGAAGCAUGCAGAAGCAGCUAUGGCAUGUCUAGCUGUAGACCCUGCUGUCAUGUUAAUGGUCAUUGGAGUGUUAAUGUUUCUAAUAACUUUCUGUGGGUGUAUUGGCUCCGGACGAGAAAAUAUCUGCCUCUUACAAACGUUUUCCAUCUGUUUGACCAUAAUUUUUCUGCUGCAGCUGGCAGCUGGAGUCCUGGGAUUUGUCUUCUCUGAUAAGGCACGGGGGAAAGUGAGCGAGAUUAUCAACAAUGCCAUUAUUCAUUAUAGGGAUGAUCUUGAUCUCCAAAACCUGAUUGAUUACGGACAGCAGGAGUUCAGCUGCUGCGGUGGAAUAUCGUACAAGGACUGGUCUCAGAACAUUUACUUCAACUGUACCCCAGACAAUCCCAGCAGGGAGCGCUGCUCUGUCCCGUACUCCUGCUGUCUUCACCCGGAAGAUGAGGCUGUAAUCAAUACAAUGUGUGGCCAGGGAAUGCAGGGCCUGGAUUACUUGAAGGCAGGAGUGUUCAUCAACACCAACGGCUGCAUCGACAAGCUGGUGAACUGGAUCCAUGAGAAUCUCUUCCUACUGGGAGGGAUAGCACUGGGUCUCGCCAUUCCACAGUUGGUUGGGAUCCUUCUCUCCCAAGUACUGAUCAACCAGAUAAAAGACCAGAUAGAGUUGCAAAGGUACAACCUGCAGCACCGAUCGGAUCCCUGGAGCUGACAUGGCGAGCGCUGCUGAGAACAUGUGAGCACUGUCAGGGGAUGCUGUGGGAGACCUGCUGUACUUUUUGUUUAAGAUGAACUUUUCAGUACAGAGGUCUGUUCAUUCAGCUAUGCCUAGAAAUUUAAAAUUCAGUGUCAAGAGCUCAGAGACACAAAGGCUGUGCAGGGUGGGAACAAAGUCCCUGUUCAAAGCUACUAUUCUGCUGUUGGUAGAUGUCGAUCCACAUGGAACAAUAUCUCCCAUCCUAGUACACAAAAACCUAUUUCAUAAAGCUGGCAGCAUCCAAUUUGUCAGACACUUCUCAACUCUUCGGUUUGAAAUGUAAAUUAAAAAGUAAAAAUGUUCUUAGUGUCUUACAUUUACCUCACCCUGUAC
Polyodon spathula (Mississippi paddlefish) is the source of this 1224-nucleotide messenger RNA. Its product is annotated as tetraspanin-33-like. Bases 1 to 846 code for a protein of 281 amino acids. NCBI's taxonomy places the organism in Eukaryota, Metazoa, Chordata, Actinopteri, Acipenseriformes, Polyodontidae. Gene Ontology annotation, cellular component: membrane. The transcript is spliced from 8 exons. The record is from RefSeq and is a predicted model, not a curated record.